Messenger RNA from Corythoichthys intestinalis (scribbled pipefish), 4155 nucleotides. It is a transcript of the gene ccdc120a, whose product is annotated as coiled-coil domain containing 120a. The record is from RefSeq and is a predicted model, not a curated record. The coding region runs from base 390 to 1880 and encodes 496 amino acids. The transcript has 12 exons. Lineage: Eukaryota; Metazoa; Chordata; Actinopteri; Syngnathiformes; Syngnathidae.
CUUCACUGAGUGCAGAUGAGGAGUAGGAGGAUGGCGAGGAAGAGGCGCGACGCAAUUGAUCCGUGAUGAUAAGCUUCAAUCCGCCAACCAGUCGAUCCAUCCAUGCAGUUUGAGGUGGGAGACACUCGGUACUCGCGUGCGUGAUGCUGCUUGCGGACGGCGAGACGGGCACGCGAGCAGGUGGUCCAGAGCAUCGUCCUCUCCGAGCAAACUGGCCCAGCUGAAGUGUUUCAUCUGGGAAGGUGGAAUCGCACUGCACAGUGUGGACGGAACCUUCUGGAUGAUUGCCAAAAAGGAAGUUGGACAAAACUCAGGUAAGAGUGUUUGCUUGGACUGAAAGAGUGUCCUCGAGGCAGGAAGGAGGCUAAGUCACAUGGGACACCCAAGCAAUGGAGGUCAAAGGUCAAUUAAUCUCAGCACCUGCACCUCUCACAUGUUGGGACAGAAAGCAGAGGGAGCACAUGCUGGAGCUACAAGAGAGGAGGCGGAGCCUGCAGUCACUGCUCAGUGCACGACUGGCUGAGCUGAGGCGUGUCUGUCUACAGGAGGCGGAGCUAACGGGUUCACUCCCCAGUGACUUCCCUCUGGCGGCAGGGGAGAAACUCCCCCAUGUGAGGCGAAGAGGUGGCACGUCCCGACAGGCAAACAGGAAGUACAAAGUAGAGGAAGAAGAUGGUGCACGUGUGAAGACUAAAAAAACCUUAUUCAGUGGUACACGGAGAAAACACAACGACCGAGAACACAACACUCACGCACAACAUGGCAAGACGACUGUGCACAGAGGAUGCCACACCGACGACACCGUAAGAUGGGAGAGCAGCUCUACAUCUGACUCUACUGGAAAUGAUAACGAAGAGCUUGUGCCUCAGAGUCGCCCUCUCUUGGUUGCUGCCGGUUCUCCAGUUGAGGGUUACUAUCACAACAAAACUAGGACGAGUUCAGUGUGUAACAGGUCUGAGCUUCCUGAGGGUAUUCAGAACCAUCGGCCUUCUGCUCAACCUCGCUCCCAUGUAAGCUCACCGUCCGCGCGGCCUUCAGAGUCCACGGCCUCGGCUGAGACCAAAGCGUCAGUGACAGCUCGUCCGAAUAACACCUCUGAGGAGCUGCCCGAGUAUGCGGCUUCGCCUGAGAAGGAUCAGCAGGACAGGUCACGAGUAAGCAGCGUCACUGGGUCCCAGGCAGCAAACUCGAGGCCAACUGUGGGGCGCGGGCGUGGCUACGGCGACCUUUUGCUGGACUAUGUGUUAAGCAAACAGCGCCAGCAGUCUCAGCCCAUCACUUCCCAGCAUCCUUCAGGAGCUCCACCCACUUACCAGGUUCACAUGGGUGAGCAGCGACGCGUCAAAGUGACCCGCACCAAAUCUUGCGGCCCCUUCCUGCCCGUGCCACAAAUCCAGCCAGACCCUCACCCCCACCUCGUGCCCCCGCAUCUGUCCAGCCCCCAGGAUGCACAUCUAGAGGGCGCUACCAGGAGUCUCCACAAAGCCCUCGCCCUGGAAGGUCUUAGGGAUUGGUACCUGAGGAACACCACAGGAUCCUCCCAAACUAAUCAGAGCAGUGGGAAGGUUAAAGGUCAAAUGGGAGGAGCUUUUCAGCGUAGACGGACGACUCACAGUGCCAAACACUCUCUCUCUCACUCCAUCACCUUCCAUGGUCACCCGUUACACGGCAGGUCUGCGGACGGCUCGCUCUAUCUUGACUCCGCCCCUUCACACAAGCAGUCUUUGCACAGUAAGAGAUGUCCACGAAGCCCACUGCCUCGUCAUUGCCACGCAACUGAGGUGAAUUCUUCAGAAAGGGAUGAAUCAGAUCAAGAAAUGAUUCCUUUCACUAUGUUCACCUUAAAAAUUUGUUUGUUUGAACGCGUCACUUGCAAAUAACACAACACUUAUUGAGCCCAGUCUAUCUUUCCCCCAACACACACGCACACUCAGACAAAAAAAAAUGCAAAAUGAUUGGUAUACAAAUGCGCAGUGACACUUGAUUCUGGGGCACGUUGAGUACUUUCAGUGUGCACCACUUACUGUUUGUGCACCCCUGCUAAAACCAGGAAACAUGAACUUUUUAUUCCAGCAAUAAGAUGUCAAGUGAGAACAUCUUCCAAUCGACCGCUGUGACAAUCACAUUUUCAAAAGAUAAAUUGAUCCAGUGAAUGUUGACAUCAGGUGUAAUGAUUGUGUAUAGAUUUCACUUGUAAUAUCAGGUCUGUCUUUUUUGGCGAGUUGCUUCCUUGAUGCAUUCAGGCGUCCUUAGUGUUUUUGAAUCUUUUUUUUCUGUUCUAAUUACCAACAUGGAAUGUCUAAGCCUUGCCCACCUGCAAUCCUUCAUUGUUUGUUAAGGACUGACAACAUGGUGCAGGUGGAUGAACCAGCAAGGCCUUCUCUGCUGAACUCGAUGCUAUCAGAAAGACUGAUCUACAAUUACAACCAAAAUCUUAAUUCUUUCAUAUAAUUGUGUUAAUUUAUUCUCAAAUGUUUGUCCUCUUUACUAGUUUUUCUUUUGUCCACACUGCUUCCAGCACAUGUACAGUAUACUAUAAGGAUGUUAGCUGUCAGACUUUGGCAAUGACACGGUGCCACGUCAAUGUAAUCUGCCCAUGGCCUUCACAAUCAGAAAUGCUGGCUGUUGUACCUUCAACUAUACAGUGGUACCUCGACACACGAUCAUUUCGACAUCCGACGAAAUAUUUCACCCGCCAUUUGUGUCUACAUCCGACGAAAUUGCUUGAAAUACGAUGAUUCACGACAGUGUCACAAUUUCAUUGUUUUCCCGCAAGACGGACGCACGGCGGAUUUUCUUGCGAGAGAAAUCAACAUGGGUGCCAAGGAUGUUAAAGCAGGUGGCGAAAAAAGAAAAAAGACGAGGCUUACCAUUGAAAUGAAGAUGGAAAAUAUGAAAAAUAUGAGCGUGGUGUGCCCGUCCGUGAACUGCUUGACAAUGCGGCCGUAGAUCUUGACUGUCCUCCGACUUUCGUUCACCAGUCUUCAUAAGUUAAGGUGACACUUAUGAUGACUGUAACAUCGCCAAAAAUUCGCCAGCUUUACUGGGUUUUUAAUAAUUUUUUUCAAAACUUUUGCAAUACAACAUGCCUACUGUCUGCACAGCUGAACAAAGUGAAAGUAAAAAAUCCUCUCUCACUCUGGCACGUCAGCCACGCGGUGCAUUCAGGUACGCCACGCAAAACACAUCCGCCACAUUAGAACCCGAUUCCAUACAUUCUUACAGGUAUUAUUAUUAUUACUAUUAUUAUGAUUUUUAUUCUUAAUUCAUUUGUUUUGCUCUGUGUAAUUGCCAUUUGCAAUAGUACCAGCAGUGUUUAGUAAGGAUUUAGUGCAGGUUUUUGGGCUGUGGAAUGAAUUAAUGGAAUUAUGUUUUCUUAUGGAAAAAUCCUGCUCAACAUACGACCAUUUCGAUUUACAAACAAGGUCCUGGAACGAAUUAACUUCGUAUGUACAGGUACCACUGUAUAAGAAAUCGAACCGUUUCCUUAACUGAUCUAAUUUAAAAUUGCCCGAAAAUAGCGUUACCUGUUUCCCAUCCUGUUUCGUUGAUCAGGCCAAGCCAAUUUUCACGAACAAAACAUGUCGGUAUGUUGUCAGUAUGAUGGAUUCUAUUUAUCUGUCAAUGUUUUUUUGUCAUGUUAUUAGAUGAAUACUGAUUGUUAUCUGCUCCAGAUGAUAAAACAUGUUUGUACUUUUUUUCUGGAUUAUUGAUGGUUUCUAAAAUUGCUAUGUAAUAAUGACAUUGGCCCAAUCUCCACUUUCAGGUCUCUAGAUACCAAAUGCACGAUCUGCCAAUGUAAUUUUAUGACUAAUCACUGUGACUUAAUGAGAUGUCGUGCGGCCGCAGCCAGACAGCACUUGUUCUAAUGCUUUGCUCAAGUUGACAGAUAUUUUUUUCUUUCUCAGCGAACUAAUCAUCUGUGUCCAAAAGGACCAAACAGGAUUGGUGACAUCAUGGCCUUGGCUGCCUUGAUGGUGAAGUGUUCAGGUGUACUCUGUACAGUUUGAAAACAAAACAUUUAAAAAAAAAAAAAACACCACUUUUUCUAUCUUUUUGGAAUCAUUUGUACUUUUUCAAGAAUGACUGUCAUUUAAUGAAAACACAUUUUCAUGUGAUCAAAUGUUACAUUUAAAAAUAAACCUUUUACUCUUU